Dissoconium aciculare CBS 342.82 is the source of this 851-nucleotide messenger RNA. RefSeq lists its product as uncharacterized. Lineage: Eukaryota; Fungi; Ascomycota; Dothideomycetes; Mycosphaerellales; Dissoconiaceae. The transcript has a single exon. The record is from RefSeq and is a predicted model, not a curated record. The coding region runs from base 21 to 749 and encodes 242 amino acids.
GCACGGACACGCCCUAAAGGAUGACUGACCAUGAGUGCAGGGUCGUCACUGCGACUGUCACGAUCUACACAGGCUCCUUAUCCAAGAGGACUGCCAGAGACCUUCCUUUCGCCGACAAUCAUUAUCCUGAUGGACGAUUGAUCGAUGCCUGGUCGCAACCGAGAGCCAAUCCAGCUCCUCCUGACUGGCAGACACCUGUGGAGCACGAUGGCUCGUCGACUGAGCAAGACAUCGUCAGGCGAGUAUUGCCUGCAGCAAUGACGACAAGCACUACGCGUUUUGUAACGAAGACCGCCUCUGUGACCACCAAUGAGAUCCAUUUGACGACUCAUUCUAUAACAGUUUCGUCCAACGCAGACACCUUCAACACGAUCACAAAGACAGUCACAGCCGACAAGGCGGUGUGCCCUACCGCUGCAACAUCAACAGCAACAGUGACACGGGACAUCAAAUGUGCUGCCACGAGCCUGAUCUCAUCUGUCGGUCGUUUUGGCAUUGGACAGAUCCAGUCGCAAGCCGAAGAAGUCCGUCUAGUCGGCGAGCAGGACCCAAGUACUUGUUGUCAAAGCUGCUUGGACACCGAAGGUUGCGCAGCCAUGGCUCAUGAUAGCGAUGCAGCCAAUUGCUUUCUGUAUUUCACAUGGCCGACAUGCGGCCUGGCUUUCAGGUAUUCGCCGUGGGGAGGGCAGGUUGCGCCUGGAGCGGGCAUGGUCGUCCAGGCGGGCUGCGGCGAUAUUGGGCCUGUAUAGCAGACCAACCAUUGUUCGAUGUGUACAAGAUUUCAAUGAGCUGGGCGAUAUUUCAGGUCUCGAUGUUUUCGCGGCUCCUUCGUGGGCAAUGCACUGUGAACG